Molecule: messenger RNA, 2061 nt
Organism: Bacillus rossius redtenbacheri
Lineage: Eukaryota; Metazoa; Arthropoda; Insecta; Phasmatodea; Bacillidae
Exons: 2
Coding region: 78-1910 (610 amino acids)
Source: RefSeq, a predicted model, not a curated record
CGUGUUGGGGCAAAGGUGCGUGGCAAGAGACGAACCCGGCUCCAGUGGGGAGAGUGAACUGCGGAACUUACGAAGGAAUGAACUGUCUACUCAAGUCAGCCGUGAUAGCCCACGCAAUAGCGACAUUGAAUGGACUAUCGUCGAAGAGAUUACACCAGCAUCCUAGUGAUGUAUCAUCAGAACAAAUAUUCCUUACUGAAACCUUAACCAGAAUUUUUUUCGAAAACCGAACGUACUUGCUAGUUAUUUGUACGGAAUACACACAGGAUUACACGGGAAUAGAUAGUUUCAUAUUCAAAAUACAUGAUGGAUUUAUAGCUCCCCUUCUGAUCGUGCAAAAUUUGACAGAAGAAACACAUUACCACCAGUUUGCAGUAACAGACACAACAGAAAACAGCGUGGGGUUUGUUUAUUUUAUAGAAAGUCUCACCGAGAAAUGUUUCGUGGAACCAAAAUGGCUGCGAGCUGCUAUUUGGAGUUCAAGAGCAAUUUUUGUAUUGGUUGUAAAAGAAGAAGCUUUAAACGUGUCUUCACAAGUACACCAAAUGUUGAGAGACUGCUGGGAAUCGUAUAACAUACUAAAUGCCGUCGUCAUCUGUAGAACGCAAUCUACAACCUAUCCUGAUGACAUAAGUGGAACAAAAAAUCUUUUUAGCGCAUUUACUUACAAUCCAUUUCUUGGUACGGGUAACGGGGAAAUUGUGACCUUGCCGGUAGACAAAUCAAGUAUUGAUGCUCUCGUAAGAAAACUGUACGACUGCAAUGGACACGUGUUUAACUACACAAGUGCCAAGUACCACCCGAUGCUGCAGUACAAAACGGAUCCAAGCGGGAAACUACAACUUGCCGGUCCGGACGGAAUCAUCGACGGCAUAGUCGUCCGGAAGCUGAACGGGAGUGUGAACGCGCUCCCCGAGUCCAGGGCAUUCUUCAGGAACGACGAGACGCACAACAAGCUGCUGAUCGCGAACGAGUACCUGCUCAUGCACUUCGUGAGGCGGUACGCGGUGUACCCUCACGACCAGGCGUGCGUGACGUUCGUGGUGCCCAAGUCGGAGCAGGUGCCGGCGUACCUGGGCGUGGUGAUGCCCUUCACGGCGGGGACCUGGGGAGCGUACUGGGGGACCUCGGCGCUGCUGGGGACCGUCUGGCUGGGAGUCGCCGGGACCUCCCCGAUGGAUGCAGUGUCCCUGGUGCUGUGGGGCUCCACGCUCCGCAGGCCCGUCCGACUAGCGCAGAGGCUGGUGGUGUGGUGGUGCCUGGUGCACAGCCUGGUGAUGACCAGCUGCUACCAGGGCUCCCUGGGCAGCUACCUCUCCACCGCGCACUUCUACCCGGACAUGAGCUCCGCCCAAGAGCUGCUCCUGUCCUCCUGGCCCAUCUCCAUCGCCAUGGACGACGAGGAGACCAAGGACAUGUUCGAUCAGACGGAGUUCGACGAGCAGACCUUGCAGCUGGCGGAGAAGCUGAUGGUCAUCAUCGACGACGACGAGGCGUUCCGCAUGCUGUCGCGCCACAGGAACGUGAGCCGGGUGUACUUCAGGACUCCGGCUGAGCGCCAGGUGUCGCGCCCCGAGUACCGCAGGGACGGCUUGCCCCUCAUGCACGUGCUGGAAGGCUGCCUCUUCAAGUUCCCGCUGGCGUUCAUAGGGCGCAGCACGAGCAACCCCUUCCUGCACCGCAUCAACGCCGUGGUGCAGCGGCUGAGCGAGGCCGGCGUCCUGGCCAAGGUGAGGCGGGAUUACCUGGACGAACCGCUCAGGAAUACCACCCUCGGCAAGACAAGAACACUUAAAAUCUUGACUUUGAACUACCUGCUGAUUCCAUUCGCGCUUCUUGGUGUUGGACUACUCCUCGGAAUGUUGGCUGCAGUGCUAGAAUUUAUAGUCAACAGUUUUCACAUGUUGUGAACUUUUCAACGAAGUCAGUGCAACUUCUUAACGAAGUCUUCUCACAAGGAAAUGCCUUAAAAUAUCUGUCCAUUGCUAUAUACAUGAAAGUCCAUAACUCAUUUAUUUAUGAACGUCAAAGAAAAAUAAUACAGUCUCAAAGAAUGCCAAA